AUGGCGCAACAACAGCAGCUGGCCUUAGAGGCCCUUGAUACUAUUACUAGAGAAUUAAAAUCAAGGGCUGGAGAUGAAGUAAGAAAGCGGGCGGCUGCUCAACUACGAGAUUUAGUCGCUGUUUGCUUCAGAGACUUCCAGUCAGAACAAUUCCAUAUAUUCUAUAAUUCCGUUAAUAAUAAGAUAACAACCUUGAUGCUUCAUGGCAACGAUUCCUCUGAACGUCUGGGUGGUGUUUAUGCCCUUGACGCGCUAGUCGACUUCGAAGGCGUCGACGUCACUGCCAAAUACACCCGAUUCACAGCGAACCUCAAGACUAUCCUUAGAGGAAAGGAUAUCGUACCUAUGCAACCUGCAGCCAUCGCUCUCGGAAAGCUCUGUCGACCUGGUGGAUCACUGAUAUCUGAGUUGGUCGAAUCUGAGGUCAAGACGGCUCUUGAAUGGCUCCAAUCGGACAGGGUGGAGGAAAAGAGAUAUAGUGCUGUCUUGGUCCUCCGCGAGCUGGCCCGAAAUGCGCCCACCUUAAUGUACACCUACGUUGGCCUCAUCUUCGACUUAAUAUGGGUAGGUCUUCGUGACCAGCGCCAACUAAUCCGCGCGACAUCUGCAGAGACGGUUAGUGCCUGUUUCCACAUUAUUCGAGAGCGAGACCAGGAGAUGAAGCAGGCGUGGAUGACCAAGAUGUACAAUGAAACCAUCACCGGCCUCAGGACAAACACUGUUGAAUACGUCCAUGCGUCCCUCCUAGUUCUCAAGGAGCUCCUUGAGCAGGGAGGCAUGUAUAUGCAGGAGCACUAUCAGGAGGCGUGCGAGAUCGUCUUCCGUAACAAAGAUCAUCGUGACGUAACUAUCCGUAAGACGGUAGUCCUACUCAUCCCAGACUUGGCCAAUUAUUCCCCUGCCGAUUUUGCCCAUACCUAUCUUCACAAGUUCAUGCUAUAUCUAUCCGGCAUGCUUAAGAAAGAUAAGGAGCGGAAUGACGCUUUCUUGGCUAUUGGAAAUAUUGCCAACUCGGUGAAGAGCGCCAUCGCUCCGUAUCUUGACAGUGUUCUUAUUUAUGUCCGAGAUGGCCUCAGCAUUCAAUCUAGAAAACGGGGGUCUGUUGAUCCCGUUUUCGAUUGUAUUAGCAGACUCGCCGUUGCGGUCGGCCAGACUCUUAGCAAAUAUAUGGAAGCGCUUCUAGAUCCUAUAUUUGCGUGUGAGCUUACUCCGAAACUCACGCAGGCCUUGGUUGAUAUGGCAUUUUAUAUACCGCCUGUGAAAGCUACCAUCCAGGAGAGGCUCCUUGAUAUGUUAAGUAAAGUCUUGUGUGGAGAACCCUUUAAACCCCUUGGAGCUCCUACUCCGAAUACGCUUUCGUCCGUUCCUAUCAUACCUAAAGAUGCGAAGGACCCGCAAGCUUACGAACACCGGAAGGCUGAGGUGAAGCUGGCUUUGAAUACGUUAGGAAGCUUUGACUUCUCAGGUCACAUUUUAAAUGAAUUCGUCCGCGACGUUGCCAUCAAAUACGUCGAAGAUGACGAUCCUGAGAUCCGCGAAGCAGCCGCCCUCACUUGCUGCCAACUCUAUGUUCGAGAUCCCAUCGUGAAUCAGACAAGCUACCACGCACUGCAGGUUGUCGGCGAUGUUAUUGAGAAGCUACUAACUGUAGGUGUAUCCGAUCCGGAACCGAAUAUACGGCGGACUGUGCUUGCGGCCCUCGACGAGCGGUUUGACCCCCACCUAGCAAAAGCUGAAAACAUCCGGACGUUAUUCUUCGCGCUCAAUGAUGAAGUGUUCGAAAUCAGGGAAGUAGCAAUCUCAAUCAUAGGGCGGCUGGCACGACAUAAUCCAGCCUAUGUGAUCCCUUCUCUGCGGAAGACACUGAUACAGAUGCUUACCGAGCUCGAGUUUUCGGAUGCCCCACGCAACAAGGAGGAAAGCGCAAAACUCCUCAGCCACUUGGUGCAGAACGCCCAAGGAUUAAUCAAGCCGUAUGUCGAGCCCAUGAUUUCGGUACUCCUCCCGAAGGCUAGCGACUCGAAUCAUGCCGUUGCAGCCACUAUUCUCAAGGCAAUCGGCGAACUUGCGACGGUAGGGGGAGAAGAUAUGCUUCCCUAUAAGGAUAAGCUUAUGCCGAUCAUUAUCGCUGCGUUGAAGGACCACGCCUCUAAUGUUAAGCGAGAAGCUGCCUUGCAUACUCUUGGUCAGCUUGCCAGUAAUUCUGGCUACGUUAUUGACCCUUAUCUCGAGUAUCCCGAGCUCCUGGACCUACUUCAACACAUCAUUCGCGCCGAACCCCAGCGAGGGCCUCUACGACAGGGGACGAUUAAACUGAUGGGAAUUUUAGGCGCGUUGGAUCCUUACAGAUAUCAGGUACAGAAUCCCCAAGAUGACCAUACCUGGCGACGUGUCCAUGGAUUAAAAAAACACGCGGGUGAGGCUGGAAGUCCGCUCACCCUGGACCAGGACCCCGUUGCUGAAGUGAAGCAUCAGGGAAUUUCCAUAAACCCCCUUAACAGAACCCCAAAGCAUUCCCGGGGAAAAUCACAUUUGUAUAAACAGAAAGCUAACCAAAACAAUGAACAGCAAGUAGAAGAGCGUGCUCCCGAUGCCAAACGGCGCGUCGAGACCAAUAGGAUGACCGAUAUCUCGCUCAUGAUGACAGGGUUAACACCCUCUAAUAAGGAGUAUUAUCCUACUGUCGUAAUCAACGCUCUACUAAACAUCCUAAAAGACAAUUCGCUCGCCCCGCACCAUGCCGCGGUUAUCGAAGCCAUCAUGAAUAUCUUUCGCACGCUCGGGCUAGAGUGUGUCCAAUUCCUGGACCGCAUCAUUCCGGCAUUUUUAGAAGUUAUCAAAGACUGCCCACAGAAUCGUCUCGAAUCAUAUUUCAACCAGUUAGCCACGCUAGUUAGUAUCGUACGACAGCAUAUCAGGAAUUACCUACCACAGAUUAUCGACACGCUCCAUAAUUACUGGGAUACGUCGCCCUCACUCCAAGCUACAAUAUUAUCACUCGUUGAGGCCAUUUCGAGGUCAUUGGAGGGAGAGUUCAAGAUCUAUCUCGCAGGCCUCCUCCCUGCGAUGCUUGGCGUACUAGAGAAGGAUGCGACUACUAAGCGAAUUCCUUCUGAGAAAGUCCUGCAUGCUUUCCUAGUGUUUGGCUCCAGCAGCGAAGAAUAUAUGCAUUUAAUCAUCCCCGUAGUCGUGCGGACGUUCGAGAAGCAGGGCCAGCCAACAUUCUUGAGGAAGUCGGCUAUCGAGACUAUUGGCAAGAUCUCUCGCCAGGUCAACCUGAACGACUACGCCGCCAAAAUCAUCCAUCCACUGACUAGAAUUCUUGCUAGUGGAGAAUCUUCCCUACGCGUAGCAGCGCUAGAUACUCUUUGUGCAUUGAUUCAACAGCUCGGGCGGGAUUACCUGCACUUCAUGGGCACCGUCAACAAAGUUCUGCAGGCCAGCCAGAUCCAACAUCAAAAUUACGAGCUUCUCGUCAGCAAGCUACAGAAAGGAGAAGCCCUGCCGCAAGAUUUGAGUUCGGAGACGCGGUUCAUUGACCAGUUAGACGAGCCAUCUUUUGCCGACCUUGGCAAUAAGAAACUCGAGAUGAAUGCGAUUCACUUGAAGGCCGCUUGGGAUACCAAAGGCAAGUCUACUAAGGAAGACUGGCAAGAAUGGCUCCGACGCUUCAGCACAACUCUUCUUACGGAGUCGCCAAAUCAUGCCCUGCGUGCAUGUGCUAUUUUGGGUAGUGUGCAUCUUCCCCUUGCUCGUGAGUUGUUUAAUUCGGCUUUCGUCUCAUGUUGGAGCGAGCUCUACGAGCAGUUCCAGGACGAGCUUAUUCAGAACAUCGAAAAUGCCAUACGAUCCCAGAACGUGCCGCCAGACCUACUUGGGCUUUUACUCAACCUGGCCGAAUUCAUGGAGCAUGACGACAAGGCCUUGCCUAUUGAUAUUAGGGUGCUUGGUAGGGAGGCCGGCCGCUGUCAUGCAUACGCGAAAGCCCUCCAUUACAAGGAAUUAGAGUUCCUACAGGACCAGAGCGGACCAGCUGUUGAAGCCUUGAUCGUCAUAAAUAAUCAGCUCCAGCAGUACGACGCCGCGAUCGGCAUUCUUCGCAAGGCGCAGCUUUAUAAAGACGGCAUCCAGCUCAGAGAAACCUGGUUCGAGAAGUUGGAACGAUGGGAAGAGGCCUUGCAAUUUUACAACAAGAGAGAGGCUGAGAUGCCGAGAGAUCAAGCGGUUCCGCUCGAAAUCGUCAUGGGCAAGAUGCGCUGCUUGCAUGCUCUUGGAGAGUGGGAUGCCCUAGCCAGCUUAACCAGCAAUACGUGGGCGAACUCAGCGCCCGAAAUACAAAGGCGUAUUGCACCACUCGCGACCGCAGCCGCUUGGGGUCUUGGCAAAUGGGACUCGAUGGACAAUUAUCUACAGUCCAUGAAGCGAAACUCACCCGACCGCUCAUUCUUCGGUGCAAUACUAGCGUUGCAUCGCAACCAAUUCCGAGAAGCCGCUGCCUGUAUCCAACAGACGCGAGAGGGUCUCGAUACGGAACUGAGCGCGCUCGUGAGCGAGUCCUACAACCGUGCGUAUCAAGUGAUCGUCCGAGUGCAAAUGCUUGCAGAACUCGAAGAGAUCAUCGUCUAUAAACAGGCUGAUGAGAGGAAGAAGGCUACGAUGCGACGCACGUGGGAGAGCCGUCUGAAAGGAUGUCAGAGGAACGUUGAGGUAUGGCAGCGCAUGCUAAGACUCCGCGGCUUGGUUAUUAGCCCCGCGGAGAAUAUGCACAUGUGGAUUAAAUUUGCAAACCUGUGUCGAAAAUCCGGAAGGAUGGGUUUGGCGGAGAAGUCGCUCAAACAACUCAUCGGCACCGACCACCCCCUCGAGACGAUAAUACCCUACUGGAGCCAGAACGGCCCCCCUCAGCAAGGCGCGCCCGCGAGGAUUCCCCCACAAGUUGUCUACGCCGUUCUGAAAUUCUAUUGGGAGUACGGACAACAGGCGAAGCUACGCCAAACAGGCCACCCUGAGAAGACGCUAUUCUGCUUGAGGAAGUUCACGGCUGAUUCUGCACAGAGCCUUGACAUAGCUAGAGCGUCGAUACAAGCCGUGCCCAACGGAACAGACCCGAUGAGUGACUACGGCUAUCAUAACGGUACAGACGCGGGUAUGCCCAGCUCCAGAACGCAAAAGCUAAUUCAAGACCAAACGGUGCUUCUUGCAAAAUGCUUCCUGAAGCAGGGAGAGUGGCAAGUAUCCUUAAACAAACACGAUUGGCAGCACCAUAAUGUUCAGGACAUCUUAACUUCCUACUCAAAAGCCACGCAAUAUAAUCCGAAAUGGUACAAGGCAUGGCACGCGUGGGCCUUAGCCAACUUCGAAAUCGUCCAGGCUCUCACACCUCCGGCCGAUAGGAACGUCCCGAGGCCAGAUUCGACUAUCAUCAUCAACCAUGUCGUCCCUGCCGUGCAGGGUUUCUUCAAGUCUAUCGCGUUAUCAUCUGGAAGUGCCCUUCAGGAUACCCUACGUCUCCUUACUUUGUGGUUUGCGCACGGUGGCAGCAGCGAAGUCAACGCAGCCGUUACUCAAGGCUUCGGGACCGUCAGCGUUGAUACGUGGCUAGAAGUAAUUCCACAGCUCAUCGCCCGGAUCAAUCAACCUAACACGCGAGUACGCCAAUCUAUUCACAAUCUACUCGCCGAUGUCGGGCGCAAUCAUCCUCAAGCCUUAGUAUAUCCUCUAACCGUAGCGAUGAAAUCGGCCCAGAGUUCAAGGAGAUCGAAGUCGGCGGCCCUAAUUAUGGACAGCAUGCGUGCACACAGCGCCAAACUUGUAGAACAGGCCGACACGGUCAGUCACGAGCUUAUCCGUGUCGCGGUACUAUGGCACGAGCUUUGGCACGAGGGACUCGAAGAGGCCUCUCGGCUGUACUUUGGAGAUCACAACAUCGAGGGCAUGUUCACUACUCUUGGGCCAUUGCAUGAGUUACUGGAGCGAGGACCAGAGACCCUGCGCGAGAUUAGUUUCGCGCAGACCUUCGGUCGGGACCUCACCGAAGCUCGGGAGUGGUGUCGCCAAUACGAGUCUAGUCAUGAUGUGAACGAUCUCAAUCAGGCAUGGGAUCUAUAUUACCAGGUGUUCCGUCGGAUUGGGAGGCAACUGCCGCAAAUGUCGUCUCUGGAGCUUGCGUAUUGUUCUCCGAAACUGCUAGCAGCCAAGAACCUCGAUCUGGCAGUUCCCGGUCAAUACAAGAGCGGCGCCCCUAUUGUUCGCAUCCUCUCAUUCGAUACAACCUUUAGCGUGAUCAACUCCAAGCAGCGACCAAGAAAGUUAAACACUAACGGGAGCGAUGGAAUCCAAUAUUCCUUCUUAUUGAAGGGGCACGAGGAUAUUCGGCAAGACGAACGUGUCAUGCAGCUAUUUGGUUUGUGCAAUACUCUACUCGCUAACGACUCCGAGUGUUACAAACGCCAUCUUAGCAUUCAGCAAUAUCCAGCAAUACCUCUCAGCCAGAAUUCGGGACUUCUCGGCUGGGUGCCAAACAGCGACACAUUACAUGUCCUAAUUCGCGAGUAUCGGGAGAGCCGAAAGAUUCUCCUUAAUAUAGAGCACCGUAUCAUGUUACAGAUGGCACCCGACUACGACAACCUUACUCUCAUGCAAAAGGUUGAAGUCUUUGGUUACGCGCUAGACAACACGACUGGCCAAGAUCUAUACCGUGUCUUAUGGCUAAAGAGUAAGAGCUCUGAGGCCUGGCUAGAAAGGCGUACGAACUAUACGCGUAGUCUAGGUGUCAUGAGCAUGGUUGGCUACAUUCUCGGUCUCGGUGACAGGCACCCGAGCAACUUAAUGCUCGACCGCAUUACUGGGAAGAUUAUUCAUAUCGAUUUCGGUGACUGUUUCGAAGUUGCCAUGAAGCGAGAUAAAUAUCCCGAGCGCGUCCCGUUCCGUCUUACUAGAAUGCUCACAUACGCAAUGGAAGUCAGCAACAUCGAGGGUAGCUUCCGGAUUACGUGUGAGCAUGUCAUGCGCGUUCUUAGGGAGAAUAAAGAAAGUGUCAUGGCCGUCCUAGAAGCUUUUAUCCACGAUCCGUUACUUACCUGGCGUCUCACCAAUGCCGCCUCUCCUGUUGGCCCCAACUUCCGUUCCGAACGCGAAUCGUCCUUAGGUGCUGGUGCUCAGCGAACCCGUAGACCGAGUAUCCUAGAUUCCGAGCACCCGCCUUCCGAAUUUCUCGCUGCACAGCAAGCAGCCGGCGCCGUUGAUUCAGGCCAUCCCGGCGGUCCACUCGCUUCUCGCGCUAGAGCACGCACAAACUCAAGUCUGAUUAAUGGUACAGGCCAGAUGCUUGACGGCGAGAUGGCCGAGAUACAAAACGCUCGCGCAGUCGAAGUGCUAGACCGCGUGAACCAGAAGCUGACUGGCCGGGAUUUCAAGCCAACCGACGAGUUGGAUAUCUUAACACAGGUGAACAAGUUAAUCAUGGAAGCAACUAAGCUCGAAAAUCUCUGUCAGCAUUAUAUUGGUUGGUGUUCGUUCUGGUAA
Daldinia childiae is the source of this 7524-nucleotide messenger RNA. RefSeq names its product Phosphatidylinositol 3-kinase tor2. Gene Ontology annotation, cellular component: nucleus; TORC2 complex; TORC1 complex. Gene Ontology annotation, molecular function: protein serine/threonine kinase activity; protein-containing complex binding; protein binding. The transcript has 5 exons. The record is from RefSeq and is a predicted model, not a curated record. NCBI's taxonomy places the organism in Eukaryota, Fungi, Ascomycota, Sordariomycetes, Xylariales, Hypoxylaceae. Gene Ontology annotation, biological process: TOR signaling; protein phosphorylation; negative regulation of macroautophagy. Bases 1 to 7524 code for a protein of 2507 amino acids.